Gilbertella persicaria is the source of this 1002-nucleotide messenger RNA. RefSeq lists its product as uncharacterized. Lineage: Eukaryota; Fungi; Mucoromycota; Mucoromycetes; Mucorales; Choanephoraceae. The transcript has a single exon. The record is from RefSeq and is a predicted model, not a curated record. Gene Ontology annotation, molecular function: RNA binding; zinc ion binding. The coding region runs from base 380 to 865 and encodes 161 amino acids.
UUUUUUUCUUCUUUUUCUUCUUUCUUCUCUCUGUUAUUAUGCUUCUUACACCUAUAUUUAAUGCAGACCAUACUACAAUUACAUUUGACUUUGAAGAGUUUAUUAAGAAUGAACUGGGUUUAAAAUUAGAUAGUCAGACACGAAGAGAAGGUAAUCAAUAGACAUUAUAUAUAUAUAUAUAUAUAUAUUUACAUGCACUAACUACGGAUGUUUAGAUGAACCUAUCUGUAAAUACUAUUUAAAAGGAAGCUGUACAAAAGGAUCCAACUGUCAAUUUAGACACAAGGGAUUUGAUAGAGACAAAUCCGUUGUAUGUAAGCACUGGUUGCGUGGUCUAUGUAAAAAAGGGGAUAGUUGUGAGUUUCUUCAUGUGUUCAAUAUGAAAAAAAUGCCAGAAUGUUGGUUUUAUUCCAAGUACGGUGAAUGUUGUAAUGGUGAAGAGUGUAUGUACCUUCAUAUUGACCCAGAAAGCAAGCAAAAAGAAUGUCCAUGGUAUGCCCGUGGCUUCUGUAAGCACGGGCCUAAUUGUAGAAACAAACAUGUCAGGAAACUUGUAUGUCAAAACUAUUUGACAGGCUUCUGCCCAGAUGGUCUGAAUUGCCCUAAUGGUCAUCCCAAAUAUGAACUUCCUUUGAUGUACAAUAUACAAAAUGACGAUAUAGCGCCACCACCAUCAUCAUCAUCAAACAGCAAUACCCAACCCCAUGAAGAACAAAAGAACUUUAGACAGCCUUAUCAACAAGCACCUCAUCAUCAUCAUCAACCAGGCACAUUUAGAAAAUUGGAAGAUGUGACUUGUUAUAAAUGUGGACAACAAGGUCAUUAUGCAAAUCGUUGUCCACAAGGUAGACCUGUCAUGAAAUAACUUGAAACACCACAAAUAACAAAUAUCGGCAAUUACCUUUUUGCAACUUGACAAAUGCUGUGUUAUCUUCGCUCGAGCAUCCCGGUUUUUUUUUGUUUUUGUAUCAACUGAAACAAUAAAAAAAAUAUAUACAAUUA